AUGGCGGGUCUGGUCGCUCCGCCGUCGAGCUUCGGCCCCCAAGCCGGCCAUCAUCAGGAUCCAGGCGACGACGACCUGGCCGCCAUGGGCAUGGCGUUGUCGCCGGCUAGUAGCGCGCUGCAGAUACUUUAUGACCCAUACUUCCAGCACCGGAUCCAGGUGUCCCUGGCCGGCCAGCUCGCCAACGGCCAUCACUCUCCUCCUCCUCCUCCUCCUCCUCUUCUUCCUCCUCCUCCUCCUGCCUCUGCUGCACCCCCUUUCCCGCAUGACCCGCCUCAGCCGGCUGCGACCCCCUUCCUCACCACCACCACCGCCAGUGCGGGAUGCCAUCGACGUCUACAGGCCGUCGAGGACCAGACGCUGAGCCCCGGGCCCUUCAGCAGUGGCACAGCAGACUCAACGGGGCCGUCUUGUGUCACGGAUUCCGCGCACAGGGCGACGCAUGCGACCCCGUCGGACCAUCUCGACUCGAUACACGUGCCUGGAGUCGAGGCAGAGGCCGCUCUUCUUGAUAAAGCACCGCCAGGCGCACCCCCACCGUCUUCUGUCAACUACGCCCUCUAUAGCCCUCCGUCAUAUUCUGAGUGGCAAGGUAACAUGCGGCAGCAUAUCGUGCCAGAGUAUGAGGGCCGGUGGAACCCCAUGGGCCAAUAUCUAGAGCGGCAUCGACGUGCUCCGGAUCCACCCUCUCCUCCAUCUGCCGUGGGCCGAGGCCAGCUAUAUCCCGACGGCAGGUGUUCCCCAGAGAGCAGCGGCGGCCCCUCGUCGACAGCGGAGCAGUCAUCUCAGGGCGGCGCGGCCACUCAUGGGUGUAGAGACGCGGCCGAUGCUGUGCCGCUGACGGAGCAAGGCGGCGCUGGCCCGCCCAGGGGCCAGCCGUCAGAAUUCCAAUCGGGCCCUGUAGCUCCCGAUCAGGUCACAAAUGCCGAGGGCGGGCCCUGGGCGGCGUCUGACUUGACGAUUCUGGGCAGGAUAAGCAUCCAACUGUCGGCCGAACAGGCUCCCAUCUCUGACCCUCGAGACCAUGAGGAUGCGAGCGACUGCCCGGCCCCCAAGGCAAAGGCUCGCCCUGCCCGGGGCAGAGGACGACACCGGGAAGCAACCGAAAGCCGGUGGAAAAAGGCUUGCCUGAGAUGCCGGGUCCAGAAACUGCGCUGCGUCAACGACUCGCAAGAGGCACAGGCGGAGUGCCAGCCGUGCCAGCAAUUCUCCAAGACGUCCAAGAAGACGAUCCACCGCAUCUCGUGCUUCAGGGGCAAGCUCACUGACACGGUCCUCUUCCGCCGAGGCGGCCUCGAACUGACGGACCGCUGGCGCGACACGGCCAUGAAGGAUGUCGGCGAUCGAGUCGACCCACCGGUUAUGCGCACAAUCCACGUCACCAGCGGCGUCUGCGGCGAGCCAUUGGUCCUCAACGUGGUGCGAUUCCAUGCGCGGCCCGGUGACGUGACGGCGCGCUAUUGGUACGUCCGGGAGGGCGAGCACGGCCAUGAGGUGCGCAAGAAGAAGGAACUCGACUCCUUUUGUCUCUUCAACAUCUGGGACACGGCCAACUACUUCGAAAAGUACAUCAUCUCCAACGCCCUGCCUUCCAUGGCGAGGCAGAACAUGCCGACUUCGCGCAUCCGCGGGCUGCCCUGUGCCCAGCAGGACGUCAUCAAGCGAACAUAUGCCAUGGCCAUGGACCACUAUCAGAGCCUCGAGGACGAGUUCGAGGACACGUCUGGCAAGAAGCCCAACGCCGAGAAGAAGCUGCUCGGCAAUCUAUUCACCCUAUGGUUUGCUACUCGACACACCACAGGCAGCGCCCACAUCUGCGGCGAGGAUCGGCUCGAUAUGAAGCCCGAGCUCAAGGACGAGACGUACCCCCUGUUCGGCAAGGUCUCUCUGCCGCGCAUGAUCAUCGCCCAGUUUGACAGCAUCAACCACACCAGGAUGCUUGUCAAGUACGGACGCUUGGUUCUGCAGGACCUCGAGAGCUACAUCUUCCGCAACCAGGGCCGCUGGUGGUGGACCAUCUACCUCUGUGUCUUUAUCCUCCUGCGCGAGGCCAGCUUCAUCAGCGCCGAUCGAUAUCGUCACGCGAGGAGCAACUGUGGCGCAAAGUCUCGAUACUCGAUCCCGGCCUUCGUCGAGGAGCUCCAGGAAGGCUGCAACAACAUCUUGAUGCACUGGCACUACUACAACUGCAAGCCCUGGCCCAACCCGGCCGAGCCGUGGAACCGGCACACGGCCUUCAUGGCAGACCUCAGCCCGGAACAGCAUGAGCUUGUCAUGGACACCUUGACCGAUGCACGUGUGCAGAAACAGCUCUCGGUGUGGAAGAGGUACAAGGAGGAGAACGGCUUCGCGGAUAAGAUUGACGCCCAGAGCAGAGACAAUUACGACUCUCCCUACAUGGGACCCCAGACGCAGUUUGACUGGGACCACCCCCUCUAUUGGGUUUCGCAGAUGUUCGAGGAGAAGUGGCAUCCUCAUCCCACGUACCAGCGCGAGUAG
Messenger RNA from Hirsutella rhossiliensis, 2499 nucleotides. RefSeq lists its product as uncharacterized. The transcript is spliced from 6 exons. The record is from RefSeq and is a predicted model, not a curated record. The coding region runs from base 1 to 2499 and encodes 832 amino acids. Lineage: Eukaryota; Fungi; Ascomycota; Sordariomycetes; Hypocreales; Ophiocordycipitaceae.